Molecule: messenger RNA, 3696 nt
Organism: Spea bombifrons (plains spadefoot toad)
Lineage: Eukaryota; Metazoa; Chordata; Amphibia; Anura; Pelobatidae
Gene: PTK2B
Product: protein tyrosine kinase 2 beta
Exons: 30
Coding region: 41-3085 (1014 amino acids)
Biological process (GO): signal complex assembly; protein phosphorylation
Cellular component (GO): cytoskeleton; focal adhesion
Molecular function (GO): protein tyrosine kinase activity; ATP binding
Source: RefSeq, a predicted model, not a curated record
GGAUGCGCUCUUCCUAGGCGGCUCCUCUUUGGGCUCCGGGAUGUCUCUGGACGCUUUAAGCCGCUCGCGAGGGGGGACGUUUAUCCGGCCGGACGCACCCGCCGAGCCGCUGCUUGAUGGAGACGUCAGCAAGGAAGACACGAGGAUCCUCAAAGUGUGUUUCCAUAGCAACAGCUCCAAUCUUGUGAAGAACUUCAAACUGGUGAAGUGCAGCAUCCAUACCGAGAUCCGGGAAAUCAUCAGCUCCAUCCUUCUGAGCGGGAGGAUCGGUCCGGAUAUCCAGCACGUGGAGUGUUACGGACUGCGCCUGAAGCACCUGAAAUCCGAUGAGAUUCACUGGCUGCAUCCCGACCUGACCGUCGGAGAAGUCCAGGAAAAGUACGAGUGCCUGCACUUGGAGGCAGAAUGGAGGUACGACCUCCGGAUCCGCUAUCUGCCGGAUGACUAUACUGAAUCCUUCAAGAAAGACAAAACCACGCUGCUGUAUUUUUAUCAGCAGCUCAGGAAUGAUUACAUGCAGCAGUACGCCACGAAAGUCAGCGAAGGGAUGGCGUUACAGCUGGGCUGCCUCGAGCUCCGGAGGUUUUAUAAAGACAUGCCUCACAAUGCCCUGGAGAAGAGAUCCAACUUUGAUUUCCUCGAGAAGGAGGUAGGACUGGAUUUGUUCUUCCCGAAACAGAUGCAGGAAAGUCUGAAGCCCAAGCAGUUCCGUAAGAUGAUCCAGCAGACGUUCCAGCAGUACGGCUCCCUGCGCGAGGACGAGUGCAUCAUGAGGUUCCUGAGCACGCUGUCCAGCUUCACCUCCAUCGACCAGGAAACCUACAGAUGCGAGCUGGCGCAAGGAUGGAGCAUCACCGUAGAUCUGGUCAUUGGUCCUAAAGGGAUCCGGCAGCUUACCAGCAAAGAUGGCAAGCCCACGUGUUUCGCUGAAUUCAAACAGAUCAAAUCGAUAAAAUGCUCGUCCCUGGACGACGGUCGGGCGCUGCUGCUGCUGGGGGUGUCUGGGGCUCCUCAGCCAUUAGCCAUCAAAACAUCGUCUCUGGCCAUCGCCGAAAACAUGGCGGACCUCAUCGACGGUUACUGCCGGCUGAAGAACGAAUCAGAAGAGUCCCUCAUUGUCCACCCCAGGAAAGAAAAUGAGAAGAGAAACAGUUUGCCCCAAAUCCCAACCACGGAGGUCCCAGAGCGGCGAUCGCGACUCGGCCCCGGGAGCAGUUUCGAUUCUGAAGUUUAUGCUGAAAUACCAGAGGAUUCUGAUUCGAGAACUGCAGUUACCCGGUACGCGAUCAGCCGGGAUGAUGUUCUCCUCGGCAGGAUUCUUGGAGAAGGCUUCUUUGGAGAGGUCUACGAUGGAGUCUACAAGAACCAGAAAGGAGUAAGAGUCAACGUUGCCGUGAAGACGUGUAAGAAGGAUUGUGCUCCGGAUGUCAAAGAAAAGUUCAUGAGUGAAGCGUACCUAAUGAGGAACCUGGACCAUCCGCACAUCGUCAAGCUUAUCGGAAUCAUCGAAGAGGACCCCAUUUGGAUCGUGAUGGAGCUCUACGCGUACGGAGAGCUCGGCCAAUACUUGGAACAGAAUAAGAGCACCAUCCAGGUCCUGACCCUGAUCCUCUACUCGCUGCAGAUCUGUAAAGCAUUGGCCUACCUGGAGGGUAUUAAUUGUGUUCACAGGGACAUCGCGGUGAGAAAUAUUUUGGUUGCAGCACCUGAAUGCGUGAAGUUGGGGGACUUUGGGCUCUCCAGGUACUUGGAAGAGGAAGAGUAUUACAAAGCUUCAGUGACUCGGCUCCCAAUCAAGUGGAUGGCCCCGGAGUCAAUCAACUUCCGACGUUUCACGUCAGCCAGCGACGUCUGGAUGUUUGGGGUUUGUAUGUGGGAGAUCGUUUCCUUUGGGAAGCAGCCAUUUUUUUGGUUGGAGAAUAAAGACGUGAUCAGCGUCAUAGAAAAAGGAGAUCGCCUUCCAAAGCCGGAAAUAUGUCCCCCGACCCUGUACACUUUCAUGACCCGCUGCUGGACUUACGACCCCACCGAGAGGCCAAAAUUCACCGAGCUCGUCUGUAGUUUGAGUGAUAUUUAUCAGACAGAAAAAGAAAUCGCAAAAGAGAAAGAGAGGAAUAACAGACAGCGGCCUCCGAAAAUCAUUGAACCUCCCCAAAUGCAAGAACCUCCCCCGAAGCCGAGCCGUCCGAAAUACAAGGCUUCGGCCCCGGGAAAUUUGCUGGCUCCGAAGUUGCAGUUUCAGGUGCCCGAGAGCCUGUGUGCCAGCUCCCCCACUCUCUGUAGCCCCACUGAGUACCAGUCUCCAAUAGACUCCACGCGGAGUCCUCCGCUCCUGCGCCAUACCGUCUUCAAACGCCGCAGUAUGAGGGAAGAGGACUUUCUGAAGCCCAACAGCAAAGAAGAAGCCCAGAAGAUCUGGGAGAAGGAGCGGGCCAAAAUGAUGCAGGUCCUAAACCGUCAGCAGCAGCAGAUGGUGGAGGACAACAGGUGGUUAAAGCAGGAGGAACGGACUCUGGUGAACAACCUUAAGGAUCUUAAACAGAAAACUGUAGACCAACCGCCUCCGGAGCCUCUUCCUGAAAAAGAAGUCGCAUACACUGAAUUCACUGUCGCCCCACAAAAGCCCCCCAGAAUGGGAGCGCAGGCCAUGCAGCAGACUCCUACGGCUAAUUUAGACCGCACAGACGACCAGGUCUACCAGAGCGUGAUGGAACUGGUGAAGUCCGUGCUUCAUCUCAAAAAUGAGAUCUACCAGCUGCCGCCCGAGGCAUACGUCAACGUCGUCAAGAAUGUUGGCCUAACACUGAAGAAGCUCAUUGCAAGUGUUGACGAGAUUCUUGCAUCUCUCCCUUUGUCGUCGCGCACAGAGAUCGAAGGAACACAAAAGCUGCUAAGCAAAGACUUGGCGGAGCUAAUUAAUAAGAUGAGGUUAGCCCAGCAAAACGCCGUGACGUCCCUGAGCGAGGAGUGCAAGAAACAGAUGCUGACGGCCUCGCACGCUUUGGCCGUUGAUGCCAAAAACCUGCUGGACGCGGUGGACCAGGCAAGGGUCAGGGCAAACCUGGCGAAAGUGGCCUCGGAGUAACACUUCCUGCGAAAGAAAGGAUCCAGCACAAGAAGAAGCUGUAUGUUUGUUCACCGCUGCCACCUUGUGUUUGUUAAUAGGUAUUGCAGGUGGAUGAUGGGAAAAAAAAACAAAAAAAGCUUAAGAAUAUUUUUUUAAUGUGUACGAAUUUUUUUGAGUCAUUGGGAAUGGCCAUUUCACAUAAAAAAAAGAAUCGAAAAAAUAAAUGCUGCUUUCUGCAAAUGAUAUUUAGAGAUAUCGGAUAUUGAUCGGUAAGAACUGAUAAUACUGUGAACUGCGGAGCCAAUACAGGUAUAUUUAUUUUGUUAGAUAAAUUCCAACAAUGCAUUUGUCAACAGCGGACAAUUCGCUUCCAAAGGAUACGUUUUAUUAUGGUUCUUAAAAAUGUAGUGGACUUCCUGUAUAUAUAUAAAUAUAAUUAGUUUUUUUUUACCUCUAUGACAGAUGAACCAGUUAAUUGAUUCAGUAAAUUUUAUGGCUAAAUGAACAUUUCUUUUUAGGUAAGGUACUUUUUAAAAAAAAAUUCAAACUGGAUGUAAAACUGCUUUUUUCUUGUGUAUGUGAAAGUAUUUGUGAACAAAUUGUAAAACAAAAAAAACAUGUUUUAUAGA